CCUGAGGUUGACACAUAACAAAACAAAUUUCAUCAUAACCUCGAAUACGAAUAUUGACAAAUAUUUAAAUAAAUAAGGACCGCUUUUACUCAAAAUUAAUUUAAAUCGACAAAUAUGUUACCCCUAUCGUUGCUACGUACUGCGCAGAACCAUCCAAUGCUGGUGGAAUUAAAGAAUGGCGAAACUUACAACGGACAUUUAGUGAGUUGUGAUAAUUGGAUGAACAUCAAUUUAAGAGAAGUUAUUUGCACAUCAAGGGAUGGUGACAAGUUCUGGAGGAUGCCAGAAUGCUAUAUUCGCGGCAGCACAAUCAAGUACCUACGUAUACCAGAUGAAGUCAUCGACAUGGUGAAAGAAGAAACCCAGGUCAAGGCUAGAAGUCGUAACGAAGUCUCCAAAGGCCGUGGUGGUCAAAAUCUUCGAACAGGGCGAGGGGGCAGUCGUGGGGCAUUCGGGAAUAGGGGCAGACCUGCCCCACUGCGCGGCGGGGGCACGGGACGACCGCAGAAUAAGAAUAAGAAGUAGAAUAGUUUAAUAAAGUUUUUGUAAGGA
This is a messenger RNA of Colias croceus (clouded yellow), 552 nucleotides long. RefSeq names its product U6 snRNA-associated Sm-like protein LSm4. The record is from RefSeq and is a predicted model, not a curated record. Gene Ontology annotation, biological process: P-body assembly; mRNA splicing, via spliceosome; nuclear-transcribed mRNA catabolic process. Lineage: Eukaryota; Metazoa; Arthropoda; Insecta; Lepidoptera; Pieridae. The coding region runs from base 115 to 525 and encodes 136 amino acids. Gene Ontology annotation, cellular component: spliceosomal tri-snRNP complex; P-body; U6 snRNP. The transcript is spliced from 2 exons. Gene Ontology annotation, molecular function: U6 snRNA binding.